AAAAUGAUCGUCGCAGAGUGAUGACGUCAUUGGCAGCAGGGUUCAUAUAUCGUGUCCUCCUUGUUGCUUAACAGCACAUUUCUGAAAAGGUGUUACAGGCUCAAGUCUGUAGACUGAACCACUUACGAUUAAGCCUCACAAAAGUCAAACAUGGUCAAAGAAACUGGUUAUUAUGACAUAUUGGGAGUAAGUCCCAGUGCGACUCCAGAUGAACUGAAAAAAGCAUACCGCAAAAUGGCUUUGAAAUACCAUCCUGACAAAAACCCCACAGAGGGUGAGAAGUUCAAGCAGAUUUCACAGGCAUAUGAAGUGUUGUCAGAUGCUAAAAAAAGAGACUUGUAUGACCGAGGAGGUGAAAAGGCCAUCAAAGAAGGUGGCACUGGGGGAGGUGGGGGUUUUGCAUCCCCUAUGGACAUAUUUGAUAUGUUUUUUGGAGGUGGCAGCCGAAUGCACAGAGAGAGAAAAGGAAAGAAUAUUGUUCACCAGAUAAGUGUUUCUUUGGAGGACCUCUACAACGGUACAACAAGAAAACUUGCAGUCCAGAAGAAUAUGCUGUGUGAAAAAUGUGAAGGUCGUGGGAGUCGUAAAGGCGCAGCACAGACAUGUAUGUCCUGCCAGGGGACAGGUGUGCAAGUUCGAGUCCACCAGCUUCUGCCAGGGAUGGUCCAGCAGGUUUCCACCAUGUGUCCCCACUGCGAGGGCCGAGGGCAAAGGAUCAGUCAUAAGGACCGCUGCAAAACAUGUGCAGGCCGAAAGAUCCUGAGACAGAAGAAGAUCUUGGACGUUCAUAUUGACAAAGGAAUGAGAGAUGGACAAAAAAUAGUUUUUCAUGGAGAGGGAGACCAGGAGCCUGGAAUUGAGCCUGGUGAUAUAAUCUUUGUUCUUGACCAACAGGAGCAUCCGCGAUUCACCAGGAAGGGGCAGGACCUGGUAAUGUCUAUGGAGCUGCAGUUGGUCGAGGCUUUGUGUGGUUUUCAGAAACCUGUUCAAACUCUUGACAAUAGAACCCUUCUGAUCACCACUCCCAAAGGACGACUGAUUAAACCUGGAGACACUAAAUGUGUCCUGAAUGAAGGCAUGCCUCUUCACCGUAGACCUUUUGAAAAGGGAUGUCUUAUUAUCAACUUUUCUGUUGUGUUUCCACCAGCAAAUUUCCUCCCUAAGCAAAAACUGAAGGAGCUGGAGCGUUACUUUCCUCCAAAGAAAGAGGCUGAGCAGCCUGAGAUGAUGGAUGAUGACUUAUAUAUUUACGCAGACUUGGAGGAGUGUGACUUUGAAAACAGAAGAAGGCGCAAUAGCCACUAUUACUAUGUGGAUGAUGACGACUAUGCAAGUGGGGGAGGGGUCCAGUGUCAUACCUCUUAAAUCACCAGUUUAUUAAAGAGCCGUAAGUGUUGACAAAAGCACCUUUUAACAUAUUGAACAUAAUUGUCUUUUGAUCUUGUUUUUGAAACUUUUGUCAGAUCCUAACAGCUAUUUCAUAACACGUUGAUGUUAUGAAUGUUAUUGUAAUUGUUCUUUGUGAGAGCAAAGCGUAAUUACAUUCUAAGGACUAUUCUUAAAUCUAAAUUAGGUUUAGUGUAGUUUUAUUUUAUCUUCUUACACUGUGAUACAAGUGGUCUAUGUUCAAUAGACUUCUCAAAAAUCACUUGAGCAGGGCUGUUGCUUUGUUAUUCUUUUAUCCAGUAUGUUGCAUAAAAUGUAUGUCAAUAUUAAUAUUUAAAUUAUUGUAUGAUAAUGUCAAUGCAUAAUUGUGACAGAUGUUAAGCAAUGCAAUUUGAUGUGAGGGUUAAUUUUGUUUUCAAGGAUUUCUGCUGUUGUGUCAUUAUAGGGCUGCAAAUGAAUAACAAUCAUCUUAGAACAGUGUAGGUCAGAACCAGAUCUUUUGUCUUUUGUUUCAGCUGUUUUAUAUUGUUUUGCCAAAUUAUUUAUUCCAGUAAUGUAUCUUGGAAGUAUCGUGAAAAUCUUGCUGACCCUUUUUGGGCCUUUUUUCCGUGUCUAUGCUACAAAGGACCAAAAGUUUCAUUAGUGUUGUUAACUGCUCAAAAGCCAGUGUUUACCUGGUGCCUUGUUUAAAAUUGUUAAUAUUAAAUGUUAGUGCUUCAGUCAACAAAUAUGCCAAGCCACUAUAAUGUUUUUACUAUCAAGAUUGUUUAUAACGUUAAAUAUUGUUAUAAUGUUAUCUCUUGCCCAUUAAUAAUUCACAUUUUUUAUAAUGGCAUGCAAACUACUGAGUGUCUGUCUACUUUUCUUGCCCCAGCUGCCAAAUAAGCAUUGCUCUGGGACCCUUGUGUCUUGUUUUGAAGCAUUGUUAUCAUUUAAGGUUGAAAAAAAAAAUCAUAGUUUAUAAGUUAUGUAAAAUUUUACCUUUAUGCAACAAUUGUAUUUGUAAUUAAUGACCUUCUAAAUAAAUUCUGCCUAAUGUCUUGUUUUCAAA
Molecule: messenger RNA, 2437 nt
Organism: Boleophthalmus pectinirostris (great blue-spotted mudskipper)
Lineage: Eukaryota; Metazoa; Chordata; Actinopteri; Gobiiformes; Gobiidae
Gene: dnaja1
Product: DnaJ heat shock protein family (Hsp40) member A1
Exons: 9
Coding region: 151-1365 (404 amino acids)
Biological process (GO): response to heat; protein refolding
Cellular component (GO): cytoplasm; cytosol
Molecular function (GO): Hsp70 protein binding; ATP binding
Source: RefSeq, a predicted model, not a curated record